UCGACCCGUCAGCCGUAUCCCGCGCUACCUCGCCGCUUUGUGAGAGCUAACGGAACGAUUCGAUUUAUUGUUGUGACUUUUGUGUGAUGGAUCUGUGAACGGACAUGGAGGAGGAGUCGAUGUCUGGACACAGCUGUUCGGAGGACGAUAUCAGUGUGGGUCGGCCGUCGCCGGCGCCGUCGCGCUCGCCGUCACCGCACGAUUACUUCAGACCAUUGAAGCGGCUGAAGAUGGCCUCGGAGCCGGUGGAAGAACGGCGCGGUGAAGGCGUCAAGAGUUUCUCCAUACUGGACAUUCUGUCUCACAGUCCGCGUACACCACCGCGCAUAGUCCGCCCGUGGGACGCGUCAGGGUUCGAAAGACUGCAGAGGCUGCAGCGGUUGGCGGGCGCGGCGCUGCUGGAUGGCGAGCGAUGGCGGCUAGCGGCGCUGGGUCUGCUGAGGCCGCGGGACAUGGCGCCGGCGGAGUGCUGCGAUUCCGCCUCCGAGAGGUCCUCGUCUGCGUCAGACUGCUGUUCGGAGCCGCGGAGGGCGCCGCAGCAGAGCUCCACCGCUCCUCACACGCCCCUGGAUGCUCUCUUCCAUAUGACGAGCAAAACAUUCGAAGCCAACAAUGCUGACAACGGAGAUGGUCAGUCAAAUCACCUCAACCUCUUCAACUCGAGGCCACAGCAAAGAAAAUCCAGAACGGCUUUCACGAACCACCAGAUCUUUGAGCUGGAAAGAUUUCUUUACCAGAAGUACUUGUCGCCGGCGGACAGGGACGAAAUAGCCAGCUCUUUGGGCUUAUCCAAUGCUCAAGUAAUCACAUGGUUCCAAAACAGACGAGCAAAACUAAAGCGAGAUAUGGAGGAGUUGAAGAAAGAUGUGGAGGAAAAGGUCCUAUCGGCUCAUAAGAGCUUCUUAGAAAACGUGACCAGAUUUAGGGUAUUCCUAAAGAAGAAAGCCAUGAGCAUAGGAGCGAGUGAGGAGGCGGCGACGAACCUUGUGGUGAACGCUUCGAAAUGAAACGAGAUGUCGCGUGCGGCCGGCGCGUUCGACCGACGCGCGCUCGAUUAUUGAAUCGUAUCGAUUUGACGGACUGAAAUAUCGAUUGACUCGAAUAAAUGAACUUUUUGUGCAACUUAAAUUUUCUAAUAGUGACUUUAGAUGUUUUCUUCACUAAUAAUAGUAAUUCAAGAAUAAUUACGUAUUAUGUAAAUAAUAAAAACCUAUAGAUCUGACAGCGUAGUUUGUUAAUGUACAAAACUUUUAAUG
Manduca sexta (tobacco hornworm) is the source of this 1256-nucleotide messenger RNA. RefSeq names its product homeobox protein BarH-like 1b. Gene Ontology annotation, biological process: regulation of DNA-templated transcription. The record is from RefSeq and is a predicted model, not a curated record. Gene Ontology annotation, molecular function: DNA binding; DNA-binding transcription factor activity, RNA polymerase II-specific. Lineage: Eukaryota; Metazoa; Arthropoda; Insecta; Lepidoptera; Sphingidae.